AUGAUGUCAUUAUUGUCAGUACCAGCAUCGCCCAGCACGGCUGCUCCGACAUCGCAUCUAUACCGCUUGCGAAAAGCACUCAUUCCGUUGCUAUGCUUUGUGGUUGGCUUUAAUAUCAACUUUGGAGGCAUUUAUCACGAUAUCUCGGAUGGGAGUUUUGGAGGACAUCCCAUUAUCGAUGCGACCAAGGAAUGGAAGAGUUUAAUGGUGAAAGAGAAAGAAACUUUAAGUCUCAUUAUAGAGAAAGGAGAAAAAGACAACAAGAAAGACAACCUUGGUCUCAAUAAAGAUCAAGCCAAGGCAGAUGAAGCUGAAAGAAGGCAAUAUGAAGAGGAGUCCGCCAUUCUACGAGAUCACAUGAAACGGAACAUUGAGGACUAUGGAUUUGACCCAUGGGCGAAUCAAGUUUACGACGAUGAUAGCGAAGACGAGGAAUACUGGUGCGGGGAAUAUUGUUCGACACCAAAGGGUACUUGUUGGCGAAAUACUACCAUUACCGACCAUUAUCGUCCACCAAACAUUACCCACACUACUACUACUGCUACACCAGCAAUGACAACCGAGAGAACCAAGAUUCGGCGUCGAAGAGGGGGAAAACCUAUUAUCCCAAGGCGACUGAUUUUUACCUAUCACACAAACUUGUUCGACUGCACAUUUCCUCCACAUCUCUACGACAAUGUUCAGAAAACCAUUCAAACAUAUGCUGAUCUAUGGGGCAUUGAAAACAAGAGUAAUGUUGAAGUCAUGUUCUUUGACGAUCAGGAUUGUGCUCGUGUCAUUGAAGCGUCGGAACCGAAACUGGUUCCAAUCUUUUGGGCGGAAACAAAUGGGUCCUAUCGGGCAGAUAUCUGCCGAAUAGCGGCACUUUACAUGUACGGAGGAUACUACUUGGAUGUGGACAUUGAACCAAUCCAAGCACUGGAUCCACUACCUCAAGUCGACUUUAUAACGGCCCAAGCUGCAAAUCGAGUAUUCUUUCAAGCAGUCAUGGCCUCCACACCAAGGCAUCCACUUAUGAAGCAUACAUUGGAAACCAUGUUGGUGGAUUGGUACAUGAUUCCAAAGAUUAUGAAGGACUACGGCAAAACGGAAUACGAACCACUCUGGUUUCGAAGCCAAACCUAUGCCGAUAUGCGGUUGGAACAUGUAGUACAGUAUGGCUUUGAUCCACAUCAUAGCAUUGGGAUUCUCAUGGGACCAGCAACCUUACGGAUAGCCUAUGACAGGAAAGCGAAUCUUACAACACCAUGGUUGUUGGAUGAGUUUGAAAACAAGGCUGAAAAGGUCUAUCCUGCAUUGAUUCGAGAAACCUCUCAUUGGGGAUGCAAUUUCAUGGUCCAUGACAAUGCCACCAAGACCCCCUAUUUCUAUUCUCGAUGCAAAGGAACGGCAAAUUGCCCAAAUUACGAUGAGAAGAAAAAAUCUCACGAUGAGAAGAAAAAAUCUUACGAUGAAAAGACAAUGUACAGCUGA
This is a messenger RNA of Cylindrotheca closterium, 1473 nucleotides long. The record is from the annotation of a GenBank genome assembly. NCBI's taxonomy places the organism in Eukaryota, Bacillariophyta, Bacillariophyceae, Bacillariales, Bacillariaceae.